GCCCCCCAGGCCUGGGCCACCCCAUCGCUCCCGCGCGCGCCGCCUGGCCCCGCGUUACUGGCGGAUGCGACCCCUGUUCCGCGAGCUGCUGGCCAACCACGCGCGGUGCCCCUACGGCGCGCUGCUCCGCGCGCACUGCCCGCUGCGGGUCGCGGCCGACCCCGACGCGGACUCGGACGCGCGGCGCCUAGCUCAGCUGCUGCGUGCCUACUGCAGCACCUGGCAGGUGUACGCCUUUCUACGCUCCUGCCUGCGCCGCCUGGUGCCAGCCGGCCUCUGGGGUUCCAGGCACAACGAGCGCCGCUUCUUGAGGUGCACGAAGAGAUUUCUCUCGCUGGGCAAGCACGGGAAGCUGUCGCUGCGGGAGCUCACGUGGAAGGUGAAAGUGCAGGACUGCGUCUGGGUGCGCUCGAGCCCAGGGGACGGCUGUGUCCCGGCCUCGGAGCACCGCCUGCGGGAGCGGGUCCUGGCCACAUUUCUGUUCUGGCUGAUGGACACGUACAUCGUCGAGCUGCUCAGGUCCUUCUUCUACGUCACGGAGACCACGUUCCAGAAAAACAGGCUCCUCUUCUACCGCAAGAGCCUGUGGUGCGAGCUGCAGUGCAUCGGAGUCAGGCAGCACGUCCAGAGGGUGCAGCUGCGGGAACUCAGGCUGGCCCCACCCACGUCCAGGCUUCGCCCACGUCCAGGCUCCGCCCACGUCCAGGCCCAGCCCAUGUCCAGGCUCCGCUUUGUGCCCAAGCUCAGUGGGCUGCGACCCAUUGUGAGCACAGGUGUGGUGGGCACCAGAGCCCCCCUUCCCCACCUGCACCCACAGGACAGAAAGGUCCAGCAGUUCACCCCGCGCCUCAGGACCCUGUUCAGUGUGCUGAACUACGAGCGUGCCCGGCGGCCCGAGCUGCUGGGCGCCUCCGUGCUGGGCCUGGAUGACAUCUACAGGGCCUGGCGGGCCUUCGUGCUGCGUGUGCGGGCCCAGGGCUGCGCGUCCCAGCUGUACUUUGUCAAGGCAGACGUGUCUGGGGCAUACGAUGCCCUCCCACAGGACAAAGUCGCAGAGGUGGUUGCCAAGGUCCUCAGGCCCUGGGAGAACACGUACUGUGUCCGCCGGUACACCGUGGUACAGAGAGCCGCCAGGGGACAUGUGCGCAGGUCCUUCAGGAGACACGUCUCCACCCUCGCCGACCUCCAGCCGUACAUGAGCCAGUUUGUGGAGCACCUGCAGGAGACACGCAGACUGAAGGACGCCGUGGUCAUCGAGCAGAGCUACUCUUUGAAUGAGACUGGCUGCAGCCUGUUCAACUGCUUCCUGCGCUUCCUCCGAGGCAGCGUCCUGAAUCUCGGGGACAGGUGCUAUGUCCAGGGCCGGGGGAUCCCCCAGGGCUCCAUCCUGUCCACGCUACUCUUCAGCCUCUGCUACGGGGACAUGGAGAACGUGCUGUUCGCCGAGGUGCAGCGGGACGGGCUGCUUUUGCGCUUGGUUGACGACUUCCUGUUGGUGACCCCCCACCUGGCCCAGGCGAAAGCCUUCCUUGGGGCCCUUGUCCGGGGCGUCCCUGAGUACGGCUGCAUGCUAAACCUGCAGAAGACCCUGGUGAACUUCUCCAUGGAGGAUGGCGGCCUGGGCGGCCCGACCCCGCUGCAGCUGCCUGCACACUGCCUGUUCCCCUGGUGUGGCUUGCUGCUGGACACACGGACACUGGAGGUGCGCUGCGACUACACCAGCUACGCCCGGACUUCCAUCAGGGCCAGCCUCACCUUUGACCACGGCGUCAGGGCGGGAUGGAACAUGCGCCGCAAGCUGCUGGCGGUCCUGCGACUGAAGUGCCACGGCCUCUUCCUGGACCUGCAGGUGAACAGCCUGCGGACCGUCCUCAUCAACGUCUACAAGAUCUUCCUGCUGCAGGCCUACAGGUUCCACGCCUGUGUGCUGCAGCUGCCCUUUCACCAGCCAGUCAGCAAGAACCCCGCCUUCUUCCUCGGCAUCAUCUCUGACUCUGCGUCGUGCUGCUACUCCCUCCUGAAAGCCAAGAACGCAGGACUGCCUCUUGGGGCCAAAGGUGCCACUGGCCUGUUCCCCGCUGAAGCUGCCCAGUGGCUCUGCCACCAGGCUUUCGUGCUCAAACUGGGCCGUCACUGUGCCUCCUACAAGUGUCUCCUGGGGCCGCUCCGGACAGCCCAGACACGGCUUCAUGGGAAGCUCCCCAGGGUGACCAUGGCUGCCCUGGAGGCUUUAGCUGACCCAGCCCUGACUGUGGACUUCAAGACCAUCCUGGACUGAGCCAGCUCUGCCAGCUUCAUCUGGACCUGUCCCAGGAGGAGCCAGCCCAGCCAGGAGUCGGUUGCAUUCCCAAGACUGCUACGGUUUGGGAAGGGCUUUCCAGUGCCUCUUGUGGGGGCUGCCCCUCCUCAGGGGAGCGCAGCCCCCAGGCCUCGGGCCUCCAGUGCCGGCCACUUGGAGGCAGAUGGGCUCCCACUGUGGGCACGGGGGCUGAGGACCCACGCUGGCUGGUCUGCGGGAGCACCGCUGUCAAGGCCCAGGGACUGACCAGCAGCAUUGCCCUAGGACUGUGCCACAGGGAGUGGCCCCGUCCUGGGCUCCAGGGCUGCUCCUGAACCCUCAGCCGAUGGCAGUGGCGGUGAACCAGGGCACGGUGCUGCAGUGGGCUGUUGGUGUCAUUGAAAGCUCUGAAGCUUCCUUGUUGCUGGCUGAGGGGGUGCCAAUUCCCUGGCUCUUCUCUCCAGGGUGGAGCUUUGAGGGUCGCCCGGAUGGCAGCGGAGGGUUUACACACAUGGGGGGCUAGCAGUGUGCCUGCUGCCCCUUGUCUGGCCCUGACUUCGUCCGUGCCCCUGGGCCAAGCAGGUGGGCAUUGAAUACGCAGUCCGUGGGCGCUCGGGUCCCGGCUCUGCAUCCCUUCGCGUCUGUUCCGUCGUCCCCACUGCUGAGUGCUGUGGGUUCCUUUGCCUCUCGCAGGCAGCGUGGAGCAUGUGGCCAGGACAAAGCACUGUGUGGGUGCAGAGCUGGGACAUGGUGCCCAGGCUGGGCACACAGGUGGGCUUUAGCCAGUUCUUAGCAUCACAGAGAGAGGUCUGGCUCAGCUGGUCCUCAGGGCAGGGGUUUGGUGACAGGUGGUGGCACGGGCCCAGGGUGGGCAAGGUGGGGUCCUGCUCGUGUGGGAGGCAGUGCAGGGAGUUACAGAGAGUUGGGCCUGGACCUGCUGGUCUCUGGGAAGGUCUGGGUUUCGGGGGUGGCUCUCAGCAUUCUAGUGAGGACCAGGAAAGGAGCAAACAGCCCCUCUCCGGCUUGCUGAGGUGCGGCUGCUCCUGACCAGGCAGCAGUGCAUGACCAGCUCUGGAAGCCUGGUUGUGAGGUGGGGUAGGGCCCAGGAAUUUGCAUUCUCACCAUGGGUGGGGCUCUGUGUGUGGUCCUGCAGUGGAGCAGUGCCCCAGUGCUCCCGUCAGCUCUGGAGCGUGACCAUGGGUAGGGGCUGCCAGGCAUGCAGCCAGGGACAGGUGCAGCUGGGGCCUGCUGGGAGUGAGGGCCGGGUGGUGACAGAAAGGGUUCCCACCCAGCAGCCCCCGGGAGCCCGGAAGGCCUAAUCUGAUCCCUCUGUUCCAGUGCCUGGGUUUCACCUGCGCAGCUGAGGGCUGUUCCGUGGCUUCCGGGACGUGGCAGACAGGGCCAGAGUGUGUGCCCCUUGGACGAGGCCUCCAGCUGAUGCCGCUGGUGAGCCUCACGCCAGGGUUUAUGACAGUGAGGCGUUGCCCUGUUUGUCACUGCUGCUUCGAGAGUGUCCCAGUGACCAAGCCCAUGCCCUUGUGGCAGACCCAAGUCCACAGGGCACCUUGCAAGUGCACUUGCAGCUGAGGUUCCCCGGGAGGGUGAGCACUGGGGCCCUGGACUGCUGGCUUGCUGGCACCAGCAAAGAGGCCGAGCAGCUGUGGGGACAGAACAGGGUGGGGCUCCUGGAGUAGAGGCAUGCCUGGCACACAGCAGGGAGUCCUGCAGGAGGCUUGGGCGCGCCCAACAGGACAGUGGAUCAAGGCACUGUCAACUCAAGGCUCCUGCAAGGAUCCAGGGCCAUUCUGCCAGCUAGGUACCUCUGCAUCAGCUUCACCCAGGAUCCCUUGUGUUUCUGCUGAGAGUCUGGACUCAGCAUGGUUGUGUCCUCUGUCAGGGCUCAGCUCACCCAGUCCUCUGUGCAUCGUGUCUGAAGCUGCUGGGGCUGGGUGCAGCGUGGGGCCACUGCCUAGUGUGCUGGUCGCUGCUGGGUAGGUACCCUUCCCGUCACCACCUGGCCCUCACUCCCAGCCGGCCCCAGCUGCACCUGUCCCUGGCUGCAUGCCUGGCCGUGUAAAGGGGAAAUGAGGAAGGACGGACCAGCUGCUGUCUUCUGGAGGAGCUCCAGUCUUCACCUUCAGCUUGGACGUCGUCUGGCUCCCAGCGCAGACUCUUUGGCAUCUGCCUCGGUUCCUUCAGCUUCUGGUGCAGUCCCAUCACCUCCUGAUAGGGACUUGCACGGACGCUGCAGUGAGCUCCAGGCCUUGGCCUGGAUCCUUCGGCCUCCAGUGUGGAGGCCUCUGCACAUUGCUCAUCCGACUCUGACCACCGUGAGCCAGUCUUGUAAUUUCAUACACAUGUUAUUUCCUGUGUUACAUCUGUUUCUCUGGUAAACCCUGACUGCUGCACCUAGUGUGUGUGAGGCCCUGGGUUUGACUCCAGAAGAGCAAAAAUCAAAAAAUAAAAACUUAAAUGGCGAUAACCAAAUUUCCUCAGGACCGAAUGAAAAUAAAAGCUGGAUGAAAACUGGA
Messenger RNA from Chinchilla lanigera (long-tailed chinchilla), 4809 nucleotides. It is a transcript of the gene Tert, whose product is annotated as telomerase reverse transcriptase. The record is from RefSeq and is a predicted model, not a curated record. Gene Ontology annotation, biological process: telomere maintenance via telomerase. Gene Ontology annotation, cellular component: telomerase catalytic core complex. Lineage: Eukaryota; Metazoa; Chordata; Mammalia; Rodentia; Chinchillidae. Gene Ontology annotation, molecular function: telomerase RNA binding; telomeric repeat DNA binding.